UCCCGCGAAAACAUGCCAUUUGUUGUCCGCAUUUCUUUAGUUCAAACCCUCGUAUAUAAAAAAUUUUCUCUGAAUCCAAAUGCAUUUCCCACCAAUUCACUCCAGAAAAAAAGAGAAUCGAUUACAAUGCCUGCCAUUGCUAGUCAGGAUUCUAUCUUGGCCAUCAAAUCGAAGAAGUCUUGUGAGUUCGCCAGAUCCAACGGUGAUUCAACUCCUCAGAAGCGGGGGCUGAGAUCCGAUGCCGCAGCGCAGCAGAGCAAGAGCCCAACUUCAACGCCGAUGAAAUGGAAGUCUCCCCGCCGUAGCCUCAAUUCCAGUCCAAACACUCCUACUAAUGGGAUCGAAAAGAAUUCACAUGAAAAAUUGGUUACACGCAAAUCCCCGGUUAAGAAGAAAUUAUUUGAGAGUUUUCAAGUCAAACCAAAUUGGAAUCCUCAAGAUGUGGAGCAAAUGAGUGCGGUAAAGGAGGCGCUACACGUGUCAACAGCGCCAUCUACGGUUGUCUGUCGUGAGGAGGAGAUGAAAAAGGUCUUGAAGUUCUGUAAGAAGCAUGUGAAAGAAGAGAAGGCUGGGAGUUUGUAUGUGUGCGGGUGUCCCGGGACGGGGAAAUCAAUGUCGAUGGAGAAAAUUAAACAGCAUUUAGUUGUUUGGGCUAAAGAGAAGGGUAUUAAGGUUCCGGAUGUAUUAGCCAUGAAUUGUACUUCACUUACAAACACAUCUGGAAUUUUCAGCAAGAUUCUUCUUAAAUUCCAACCAACGAAAAAAAUCAGUGGCUCAACUUCACCUUUACAACAUCUUCAGAACUUGUACUCUCAAAGGCAGCCAUCAUCUGACUCAAAAAUGAUGUUAAUUUUUGCUGAUGAGUUGGAUUAUUUGAUUACCAGAGACCGAUCAGUCCUUCAUGAUCUUUUCAUGCUUACAACUUUUCCGUUCUCUAGAUGCAUACUAAUAGGAAUAGCAAAUGCCAUAGAUCUAGCAGAUCGAUUUCUUCCAACGCUCCAGUCGAUGAAUUGUAAACCUCUUGUUGUGACAUUUCGAGCUUACUCCAAAGAUCAAAUCAUCAGAAUACUUCAGGAAAGGCUCAUGGCACUUCCUUACAUUGUCUUUCAGCCACAAGCACUGGAACUGUGUGCCAGAAAAGUUGCUGCUGCAUCUGGAGACAUGCGGAAAGCUCUGAGUGUUUGCAGGAGUGCAAUUGAGAUGCUAGAUGCAGAACUUAGAGAGUCUGCAAGCAAAAUAAACUCUACAUCAGUCGAGCAAGGGUCCUUUCAUCAACAGGCAAUUCCUGGUCUUGAAUUCUUCAAUUCACAGGUGAGGGUUGAUCAUAUGGCUGUUGCUUUGUCAAAUACAUUUAAAUCACCAAUAGUGGACACCAUACAAUCUCUCCCUCAACAUCAACAAAUUAUACUUUGCUCCGCUGUGAAGUCUUUCCGCAGAGGAAAGAAAGAUACAACUGUUGGGGAGCUAAGUAAAUCAUAUGUGGAAAUCUGCAAAACGUCCCUCAUACCACCAGUUGGAAUCCUGGAAUUUAUAAGUUUGUGCAGAGUGCUAAAUGACCAGGGACUUCUCAAAUUAGGGCAGUCUCGUGAAGAUAAAUUGAAAAGAGUAACGUUAAAAAUAGAUGAGUCAGAUAUCACUUUUGCAUUGCAGGGAGUUCGUUUCUUCCGGAAUUGUCUUCAAUAAUUUUGUUCUUAAGUUGGACUCUGGUUAAUCCCUUGCUAUCUUCUUUACUUGUCACCAAAUAUUAAGGUGAGUGACUUGGCUGGCUAAAGACAGAUACUUGGAGAGCCUGGUAAAAUAUGGUGUUGAUUUCAUGGUCGAGUUGCUCGUAGUUGCUACUGAAGACAUACCAAUACUAGAACA
This is a messenger RNA of Mangifera indica (mango), 1863 nucleotides long. Its product is annotated as cell division control protein 6 homolog B-like. The coding region runs from base 13 to 1683 and encodes 556 amino acids. The transcript has 17 exons. Gene Ontology annotation, molecular function: ATP hydrolysis activity; DNA replication origin binding. The record is from RefSeq and is a predicted model, not a curated record. Gene Ontology annotation, biological process: mitotic DNA replication checkpoint signaling; DNA replication initiation; cell division. Lineage: Eukaryota; Viridiplantae; Streptophyta; Magnoliopsida; Sapindales; Anacardiaceae. Gene Ontology annotation, cellular component: nucleus.